Molecule: messenger RNA, 1148 nt
Organism: Diorhabda carinulata
Lineage: Eukaryota; Metazoa; Arthropoda; Insecta; Coleoptera; Chrysomelidae
Product: retinol dehydrogenase 12-like
Exons: 4
Coding region: 90-1058 (322 amino acids)
Source: RefSeq, a predicted model, not a curated record
UUUGUAUAUUAUCAAGUUGAUAAAGAUGUUAUGAAAUAUUUUAUCUUAUAUAAUAUUAGAAUUCAGUCUAAACAUCGGUUCCAUUGAAAAUGUAUCUGGGAUGGAUGAUUAUAUCCAGUUUUAUAUUAAUUGUUUCAAUAACUAAACUUCUAAUUUAUCUACGGACUGGAUGGUGUAAUAGCAAAAUAUGUUUAAUUGGGAAAACCGUACUAGUUACUGGAGCAAAUACAGGAAUUGGAUAUGAAACCGCACUUGAAUUUGCUAAGAGGGGUGCUAGAGUUAUUUUGGCAUGCAGAGAUCUCAUAAGAGCUGAACAAGCUAAAAAUAGAAUAAUCUCCUUGACGAAGAAUGAUAAUGUCAUAGUGAAAGAGCUUAACUUGGUUUCUCUAAAAUCUGUGAGAGAUUUAGCAGAAGAUAUAAAAAAAACUGAAGAUAAAUUACAUAUUCUAGUUAAUAAUGCAGGUGUUGGUUUCCUUAAACAUAAGUACACUGAUGAUGGAUUGCAGAUAUUGAUGCAAAUAAACUACUUUGGUCCAUUUCUGCUCACUGUUCUAUUGUUAGAUUUGUUGAAAAGAAGCGGUUCUAGUAGGAUAAUUAAUGUUGCAUCUUACCUAGCAAAAAUAGCUGAUUUAACACCUGAAAAUAUCAAUAAACCGAAAGAAGGUUAUACUAACUAUGGAAAUAGUAAAUUGGGAAACAUUUUGUUCACAAUGAAGUUAGCGAGGCUAUUGAAGAAUUCUGAUGUAACGGUUUAUUCAGUACAUCCAGGCGUAAUAGCAACAAAUAUCUUCAAUUUCUAUAAGGGUAUUGGAAAGUUAAUUCUGAAUUUUUUAUCAAGUCUCUUUUUCAAAACCCCAGAACAAGGUGCUCAAACUACUUUAUACACUGCUCUAGAACAAGGGAUUGAAAAGUAUUCAGGCGGACAUUUUGAAGAAUGCUCUUUAGUGUCAACUUAUGCAAAAGCCAAAGAUCCAGAUUUUUCCGACAAAAUAUGGAAUAAAACUAUUGAAAUCUUGGAUAUAGAGAAAGCGGUAGAAGACUGUUUAUUUUCUGAUUAAGCAGUAUAUAUCAUUGUUUUUGACGAAUUUAUAAUCAGGGAUGCAUUUUACUUAUUGUUCAAUUGAAAAAUAAAAUAUAUUCAAUUUGUU